Molecule: messenger RNA, 1210 nt
Organism: Lactuca virosa
Lineage: Eukaryota; Viridiplantae; Streptophyta; Magnoliopsida; Asterales; Asteraceae
Source: the annotation of a GenBank genome assembly
GUUUUAAUAUUUGAAUCUAAUCGCCCCCAAAUUCGAACCUCACCAUCUUACCAAGAACCCUAAAUAAAGGGGAUCAUAAUAGAGAGAAUGAGUGACACACCCGAUCUCACACCUUCAUCUGCAAACGAGUUGUCAAAAACUAGCAGCGGAUCUUUCGAUGCCAACCGAAUAGGGGAGGUGAAAUCUUGGCUGGCUUCCCAAUUCGAUGCGGCUGGCAAAGAUCAUGUCCCCGAUUUUGAGUAUACCCCUCGCAGCAUUUCGCAUUUACAUAAUCUGGCCACAAUUUCUCAAGCCAAAACGCAAGCUGCCACCAUAAUUGCCAAUGAUUUUCGUCUUAAAGCUUCCGAAUAUCGCUCCCAAGCUGCAAGGAUAAGAGAGAUAUUAGAGAAUGUGGGGUUAGCACAAGAAGGUUUGCCUGCAAAUGUGGUUGCAUCAUCACAAGUUCUUGCUAAUGUGGCAAAUUUGCUGAACAUUAGAGACACCGAGCUGAGUAGUUUUCUUGUGGCCAUGGGAGAUGUAUCACUAAGGAAGACUGGAGUAGAAGAUAAGAGGGCUAAAGUGCAAAAGGAGUCGAAGAUUCUUCUUGAUUACACUCGGAAAGCCAUAGCAAGGCUGACUUAUUUGAAAAGAACACUUUCACAACUGGAAGAUGAUGUGGCUCCUUGUGAGGCUCAAAUGGAGAGUUGGAAUACAAACCUGUCGAUUAUGAUUUCAAAAGAGAGACAAUAUCUUCAGCAAUAUUCCAACUACAAGGCGAUGCUUACUCGUGUGGGGUACACCCCUGAGAUCAGUCAUGGAAUGUUGGUGGAAAUGGCCGAGCAUAGAAAAGAUUUAGACAAGAAGACAAAGCCUAUUCUUGACACUUUGAGAAGCUAUCAAGACUUGCCCCCGGAUAAAGCAUUGGCUGCACUUGCUAUUGAGGAUAAGAAAAGGCAAUAUAAUGCUGCUGAGAAGUAUCUUGAAGAUGUAUUGCAAUCCGCUCUUGCUGCCUCUGAUUGAACUUUCAACUUUGAAGAGAUAUAUAUGAUACUACUUCUUGUAUAGAAAACGAGCCAACUUUUGAUUCUGCAUUUGGUAGAACAAAGAAAUGUGGAAAGAUAAAGAUAUUGAGAUUUCCUUUUAGGGGAUUUGAUUUCGAACUAAAGUUUUUUGUUGUAUGAUAAUUUGAUGAAAUUAUGCCCCCUUUGUGAUGCAAGUGACAACCUCAACC